AUGCACCGCCUACCGGCUAUAAUAAUGACGCCGCCCGUUGUCACCGAAGUCAAGAUUGAGACGCCACUGCAGAUUCGGCCAGCUAAAGCGGACGUGCAGCAGUCAAGUCGCGAUCCCGCGGAUCCUGCACAGAGAAGCCGUUCUAGUCCGAUGUCCGGUGCUGUUUACUUCGGCAGACGCAUUGAGUGCCGGCGGGAGUUUCGAUCGAGACGUCCGAGUUUCAAACCAACCGAUUACUUAACCGCUGCAAGUGCAAACGUUGCAGCUGCAGUGCACGCGAGUUUGCUGCAGGAGCCUGUAAUCCGCCGGUUUGAUGGGAUGACAGAUCCGGUAACAACUACGAUUGAACCCUAUAGCGCCACUCGAUGUGGAAACGGACUAAGCGAUUCGUCCGACGUUUAUUUUGUUGCGCUUGAUAUAAGUGCCAGUCCAAAAAAAAAGGACCCUGCUCAAUCGGGUACAACCGAAUCGGAUUGCAGCCGUUCGAAAGUUUAA
Macrosiphum euphorbiae (potato aphid) is the source of this 495-nucleotide messenger RNA. NCBI's taxonomy places the organism in Eukaryota, Metazoa, Arthropoda, Insecta, Hemiptera, Aphididae. The record is from the annotation of a GenBank genome assembly.